This is a messenger RNA of Nannospalax galili (Upper Galilee mountains blind mole rat), 859 nucleotides long. Its product is annotated as diacylglycerol kinase epsilon-like. Lineage: Eukaryota; Metazoa; Chordata; Mammalia; Rodentia; Spalacidae. The transcript is spliced from 3 exons. The coding region runs from base 191 to 511 and encodes 106 amino acids. The record is from RefSeq and is a predicted model, not a curated record. Gene Ontology annotation, molecular function: ATP-dependent diacylglycerol kinase activity.
UGUAACUAUGCAUGUUAAAGUGUGAGUUCUAAGAAGACAGGUGUGAAAAUACUGUGCCCUGUAGUAACUAACUACUUACAUUUCUUUAAAGCUAGAACUGGAUGGUGAGCGAGUUGAGCUUCCUAAUCUGGAAGGUAUUAUCGUUCUGAACAUAGGAUACUGGGGCGGCGGCUGCAGGCUGUGGGAAGGGAUGGGAGAUGAGACCUACCCUCUCGCCAGGCAUGAUGAUGGGUUGCUGGAAGUCGUUGGAGUAUAUGGGUCUUUCCACUGUGCUCAGAUCCAGGUGAAACUGGCUAACCCGUUUCGAAUAGGACAAGCACAUACAGUGCGGCUCAUUUUGAAGUGCUCAAUGAUGCCAAUGCAGGUGGAUGGGGAACCGUGGGCCCAAGGGCCCUGCACCGUCACCAUAACGCACAAGACACAUGCUUCAAUGUUGUACUUCUCUGGAGAGCAAUCAGAUGAUGACAUCUCAAGUGCUUCAGAUCAAGAGGACAUAAGGGAAGCUGAGUAGAAGGAUAAGAUGAAACAGCUUCUGCACAAGCCAGUAGAAAUGUUUGUCCAAAGAAGUUCUCUGUCAGCUCUCCAGUUUUAAUUUCACUCAGUGUAAUGGGUGUAUGAUUAUGUAAAUAGCAUUCCCAAACAGCCAGACUUCGGUUACUACUAACUAUAAAAAACACAGAAGUUACAUGAAGAUGAAAUGUUUUCAUGGCUGGUUUUUUUGCUACUGGGACUGACAUUGAAGUAUGUGCUGUCUCAGUCUUUCUUCUUGAUUGACACAUGAUGGACAGGAUGUGGGUGAAAAGCCAUCUCCCUCUUAGUUUUUGAUGUGGUGCCAACAUACCAUUUUAAAAAUCACCUU